AUGGAUCUGGAUAAAACAUCUGUCUGGGGCUCAUUAAAGCAGCGGACCAGGCCUUUGUUAAUCAACUUGAGCAAGAAAAAGAUGAAAAAGAGCACACACAAGCCCCUAGACCUACAGGCAGCUCACCAUCUGGACCGCCGCCUGAGCCUCUCUGUUCCUGACAUCCUGGAAGCUGAGACUCUGCCCUAUUCUGGACCCCAGUCAUCCUACACUUCGGUACCCAAUAGCCUGUCGACCGCAGGCAUCUUUCUGAAGAGUAGCAGUAGCUCCCUGAAGCAGUCUGAAGAAGAACUGGGCUGGAGCCAGGAGGAAGCUGGCCACCUGCAUGGGGUGGAUAUGGACUCAGAGGAAACUUUCGCCUCCCCUGCUGCAGAUAGGAGGGCAUCCAGUAAUGGUGUGUUUGAUCUUCUCCAGAAAAACCCCCUUGGAAGUGAUGCAUCCGAAGAUCUGGAGAAGUCGUAUGGAAGUGGUGAUCUGAAUGCUUCUAUGACUACUCAGCAUUUCCAAGAACAUCCUGCUGUUGGGGAAGCUGGGGAUGGACUGAGGAACCUCCCCAGCCCCUUUGCCUACCUCCUCACCAUCCACCUAAAGGAAGGCCGGAACCUUGUCAUCCGGGACCGCUGCGGCACAAGUGAUCCCUAUGUGAAAUUUAAGCUGAAUGGGAAGACACUGUACAAAAGUAAAGUCAUAUAUAAGAACUUGAACCCAAUUUGGGAUGAGAUAGUUGUGCUACCUAUACAAAGCCUUGAGCAAAAGCUCCGUGUGAAGGUAUAUGAUCGAGACUUAACCACCUCUGAUUUCAUGGGCUCUGCAUAUGUCACUCUCAGUGAUCUUGAGCUUAACAGAACAACUGAACAUAUUUUAAAAUUGGAAGAUCCAAACAGUUUAGAAGAUGACAUGGGAGUGAUUGUGUUAAACUUAAAUCUAGUAGUGAAACAGGGUGAUUUCAAGAGACAUCGUUGGUCAAAUCGGAAGCGGUUAAGUGCCAGCAAGUCCUCUUUGAUACGCAACCUUCGACUCUCAGAGUCUUUGAGAAAGAACCAACUGUGGAAUGGGAUUAUAAGUAUAACUUUGUUGGAAGGAAAGAAUGUGUCAGGAGGAAGCAUGACAGAAUUGUUUGUUCAGUUAAAACUGGGAGAUCAGAGGUACAAAAGUAAGACACUGUGUAAGAGUGCAAAUCCCCAGUGGCGGGAACAGUUUGACUUUCACUACUUCUCUGACAGGAUGGGCAUUUUGGACAUUGAAGUCUGGGGAAAGGACAGCAAAAAGCAUGAGGAGCGUCUGGGCACGUGUAAAGUGGAUAUCGCUGCCCUCCCUCUCAAGCAAGACAACUGUCUGGAGUUGCCGCUAGAGAGCUGUCUGGGGACACUCCUCAUGCUGGUCACACUCACACCCUGUGCGGGGGUCUCCAUCUCUGAUCUAUGUGUCUGCCCCUUGGCAGACCCCAACGAGCGAGAGCAGAUCUCCCAGCGAUAUUGCUUACAGAACUCCCUGAAAGACAUGAAGGACAUCGGCCUUUUACAAGUGAAAGUUUUAAAGGCAGUUGAUCUCUUAGCAGCUGACUUCUCAGGGAAGAGUGAUCCUUUCUGCUUGUUGGAAGUAGGCAAUGAUCGACUGCAGACACACACCAUUUACAAGAACCUCAACCCUGAGUGGAACAAAGUGUUUACGUUUCCCAUUAAAGAUAUCCACGAUGUUUUGGAAGUGACAGUGUUUGAUGAAGAUGGAGAUAAACCCCCCGAUUUUCUUGGAAAAGUUGCCAUUCCCUUGCUGUCUAUUAGAGAUGGGCAAACAAAUUGUUAUGUAUUGAAGAAUAAAGAUUUAGAGCAAGCAUUUAAAGGAGUUAUUUAUUUGGAAAUGGACCUCAUAUAUAACCCAGUCAAAGCAAGUAUCAGAACCUUUACUCCAAGAGAAAAGCGCUUUAUUGAAGACAGCCGCAAGCUCUCCAAAAAGAUUUUAUCAAGAGAUGUAGACCGUGUGAAAAAAAUCAGCAUGUCCAUAUGGACUACAAUACAGUUUCUUAAAAGCUGUUUCCAGUGGGAAUCCACAGUGAGAAGUACAAUUGCAUUUGUGAUAUUUUUGGUCACCGUCUGGAAUUUUGAGCUCUACAUGAUCCCCCUGGCCUUGUUGCUGCUCUUUCUUUACAAUUUCAUCAACCCAGUGAAAGGGAAAUCCAGCAGUGUCCAGGACAGCCAGGAGAGCACAGAUAUAGAUGAAGAGGAGGAUGAAGAUGACAAGGAAUCUGAGAAAAAGGGUUUAAUUGAAAGAAUCUAUAUGGUACAAGAUAUUGUUUCAACUGUUCAGAACAUCUUGGAGGAAAUCGCUUCUUUUGGAGAAAGAAUUAAAAACACAUUCAACUGGACAGUCCCGUUCCUGUCAUUCCUGGCCUGCUUGAUCCUGGCCGUGGCCACCGUCACCUUGUACUUCAUCCCACUGCGGUACAUCAUUUUAAUGUGGGGCAUAAAUAAGUUUACUAAGAAGCUCCGAAAUCCCUAUACCAUCGACAAUAAUGAGCUCCUAGACUUUCUCUCCAGGGUACCAUCUGAUGUUCAAAAGGUGCAGUAUGCGGAACUGAAACCCUGCAGCAGCCACAGCCCCCUUCGAAAGAAGCGCAGCGCUCCCUAG
Elephantulus edwardii (Cape elephant shrew) is the source of this 2625-nucleotide messenger RNA. RefSeq names its product multiple C2 domains, transmembrane 2 (gene MCTP2). The transcript has 22 exons. Gene Ontology annotation, molecular function: calcium ion binding. Gene Ontology annotation, biological process: regulation of neurotransmitter secretion. Bases 1 to 2625 code for a protein of 874 amino acids. Gene Ontology annotation, cellular component: synaptic vesicle membrane. Lineage: Eukaryota; Metazoa; Chordata; Mammalia; Macroscelidea; Macroscelididae. The record is from RefSeq and is a predicted model, not a curated record.